This is a messenger RNA of Jaminaea rosea, 2550 nucleotides long. RefSeq lists its product as hypothetical. Gene Ontology annotation, biological process: lipid metabolic process. The transcript has a single exon. The record is from RefSeq and is a predicted model, not a curated record. NCBI's taxonomy places the organism in Eukaryota, Fungi, Basidiomycota, Exobasidiomycetes, Microstromatales. Gene Ontology annotation, molecular function: triacylglycerol lipase activity. Bases 89 to 2431 code for a protein of 780 amino acids.
GACCCUAGCGAGGCAUUGCAGUUCAAUCAGUGGAGCUGCGCAGCAAACUUGCCCUUCCUUGCCUUUGUACCCUCGUCAUCAGGCGACGAUGGCCUCCUCUUCAUCUCAGCCGCAGCGAUCACUCAUCGAUAAAGUCCUGCACCCGCUGGCAUCCAGCGACGAUGAGCAGUCAGCCGGCUCGUCGAAGCGCAACUCGAAGCGCUUCUCGUUACCCUCGAUUGGUAACAUCUUUCGCGGCGACAAGCCGAGAAGGGGUAGCAGCGCAGAGCACGAGGACGAGGAUCAUGACCAGCAAGAGGAGCAAGACGAUCAACAAGCUCUGGCCCACGCUCGCAGCCCAGACCUCGUUGGCCCCCUCACUCCUAGCCUCAAUCCUCCGCGCCCACCCGCACUAGCAGGCAUGGACCAAAACGAGGCGCCUUUAGCUAGGCAGCGAUCGCGCUCAGCUCCAAACGCAGAGCGACCAUUAUUGAUGCAACCCCCCUGCUCCUCCUCCUCUCAAGCCCCAACACCCAUGCCAGCCCUCGCCGUCGCCCCAGACAUAUCGCGCACGCUCUCCAACUUGUCGACCUCGACCCUUCACACCACGCUCUACGGACCACAGCGCCUGGACGACGUGCCCUACUCAUAUCGCGUGCCUACGCCCAAGCAGGCAUUCUACGACUCACACAUGGGAAGCUCAAGUGGCUGGCAUUCAGUAAAGGGAAGGGCGGCCGGGCUGCUGAACAUCAAGGUGCCCUGGCUCGAUACCAAGCCCAACGAGGCAGGUGUAGAGUCUGCUGUUGCGGAUUCGAGCGAUGACGAGCCGAGGAGGACUACAAGAGACGAGCCAAAUGGGCGACGCUCCUCGUCAAGCCUUUUCGGACUAGACUCGCUCGGUCUAUCCCUCAUCUCCAAUGUUCUCCCCAGCUUCAGCCCAGCGCCUGCCACCUCAUCCCAAUCACGCCCUCCGCUUGCGGACCUGGACCUCAUUCCCCACGUAGGUCCCCGUCACCCACGCGCUCGCGACUUCUAUCGCCACCCUUCUCUUCGCGGCCGCAACGUCGUGAUUCUGGGCGGGUAUCGCGGCUCCGUACUCCGAUCAGCGACCCCACCGCAUCAAAUGCUGUGGAUCCCGCUCAAGGUCGGUGCCACCCUACGUCGCCCUACCCUUGAGCUCGGCUUAGACCCGGAGGACGAGGCUCGCGCUGAGGACAAGGUCAUUGCGGGCGAAACGUUGGGCCGCAUCGGUAGACUUGUGGACAUGGGUGCUCGCCUACACUCCAAGUUCGAGCGCAAAGGCGCAACGGUCCACUCGUGGGGCUACGAUUGGCGCCUAUCCCUCGGUCGCUCCUCUGCCAAGUUGCAAGCCUUGCUCCUGGACCUUUACAACUCCUCCGCCCCGCCAGAUCGCCCGCAAGAUCGACGCGGCGCCAUCGUCAUUGCGCACAGCAUGGGCGGCCUUGUCGCCCUCCACUCCCUCUCCCAGAUCAGUGACCCACGCGCAUUCCACACGCUCAGCUUCGCCUCCUCCCCCUUCCUGGGCACGCCAAACAUCCUUGGCCCGCUCGCAUGGGGCGAUACGACAUUGUGGAACGACACGAUCUGCUCGCCCAGGUCGACGUUCAGCUUUCGGUCGAGCUUUUACUUGUUGCCUAGGGAUGGACGUUGUUUCGAGGUUGGAAGAGGUGAGAAUGGAAAGGAGGGAAAGACGUAUGAUGUCGAUUUCUUGGAUGAGAAGACGUGGGAGUGGGCGGGCUUUAGUCCAGUGAUCAAGGGGACUAGAAAGUGGAAGGAGGGGCAGAACGGCGCUGAGUCGGAAAACAAGUCGGCCGCCGCGAAGCAGCCGCCACCCUCAACAGUAGCCUCACCCAAUGGCGAGGGCGACGCCGACCCUGCGUCCUCGGACGACGAGCAUAGCAGCCGCGUCUGGUCGUACCUCCGCCGUACGCUGGCCGAAGUCCGGCAAUUCGACCAAGAAAUCAUCUCAGGCUUCUCCUCCGAGCGCCUGGCCCGCGGCGAGUACCCACCCCUCACGAUGAUCACCUCUGGCCGAUCGCCAACAACGCGUGGCGCCAUUGUGGAUGACGACGAGGUAGCGGAUGGGGAGGCGGCCGCAGAUGCACUUGCAGCUGGUACGGCGGCAGACACUACUGGCGGGCCUGUCAACCCUUCCUCGUCGCGCGCAGCGUGGCAACGCAGCGUGACGUCGUCCAACUACGAGCGCAUGGUCUUUGGGUUGGGCGAUGGUGUCAUCACCCUCCAAUCGUCGCGCUCCGUUCCCGGUCGCUGGUCCGAGUUGCUUGUGCGGGACGAUGAGGAAGAGGGAAAGGAUGCGUGGAUCACGCAGACUGGUCAUAGACACGUUGCCUUGCUGAGCGAUGUCGAUGGGGUAGGUAGAGCCGUUUGGGUUGGGCUGCGAGCAAGGGAAAGGGCCCGGAGGAGGGAGUAGACGGUCGGACGUGGUCUUGCUGUAGCAUAGCAUAUAUCCUGCGAUUACCGAUAUGUAGAUGUGGUGGACAAGCUUUGAAUAGCAUUUCGCGCAUUGGGCUCGCCUCUACUGCCCAUCAA